Molecule: messenger RNA, 327 nt
Organism: Ceraceosorus guamensis
Lineage: Eukaryota; Fungi; Basidiomycota; Exobasidiomycetes; Ceraceosorales; Ceraceosoraceae
Product: AP-2 complex subunit sigma
Exons: 3
Biological process (GO): protein transport; vesicle-mediated transport
Cellular component (GO): intracellular membrane-bounded organelle
Source: RefSeq, a predicted model, not a curated record
CAGUUUCGUAAUUACAAAGUGGUGUAUAGGAGGUAUGCUGGAUUGUUCUUUUGCGUAUGUGUGGAUGCAAACGACAACGAGCUGGCAUACCUAGAAGCGAUUCAUCUCUUCGUCGAGGUUCUAGAUACUUUCUUCGGCAACGUGUGCGAGCUGGACCUCGUCUUCAACUUCUACAAGGUCUAUGCGAUCCUGGACGAGAUCUUCCUGGCGGGCGAGAUCGAAGAGACCAGCAAGCACGUCGUGCUAGCGAGGUUAGAUCAGCGUAAGUCACUUGUUGCCCGGGAUCCUGAUUCUGCGGAUUGCGCAGCAGGUGCUCAGGCUGAUUAG